Messenger RNA from Brenthis ino (lesser marbled fritillary), 2103 nucleotides. The record is from the annotation of a GenBank genome assembly. Lineage: Eukaryota; Metazoa; Arthropoda; Insecta; Lepidoptera; Nymphalidae.
AUGAUCGUGGCCGCGUUGUUAAUAAGUGCCUUCGCUCUCGCGACCGCGCAUGUUUACGAGCGAUGUGAGCUUGCACGCGAUCUUUUAAAAUUGGGUAUAAAUAAAGACGAUGUGGCUACGUGGGUGUGUAUCGCUUUUCAUGAGUCUAGGUUCGAUACCGCGGCGCGAAACCCGCAUAGUGGCGACCAUGGAUUGUUGCAAAUUAGUGAACUGUACUGGUGCGGGCCGGGAAAAGCAUGUGGUGUACCGUGUUCGGCUUUCCGUGAUGAAGACAUUUAUGAUGAUGUACAGUGUGCGUUGAGAAUCCACGAAGAGCACACUCGGCUGCAAGGCAACGGAUUUUUAGCUUGGGUAGUAUAUCCACAUCACUGUAAGCAUAAUGCAAAGAAAUAUAUAGUAGACUGUGAUUCUACUAAAACUAUUUCGAAAUAUAAUGAUGCCGCACGCUUCAUUAAAACUUUUGAAAAGAAUACUACAGCUCCUCCUUUGGUAACGUAUUCUUAUACGGAUAAUAAAAAACCAGGAUUCUUAGUAAUUAAUGAUUUAUAUAAGGAAAGUAAUAUAAAUGAAUUUGAACGUAGUUAUUACAACAAUGACAAGAAACCUUUUAACUGGUUGAACUUCAAGAUAGAUAACAUUGAUGAACUCAAACUUCCUGCUGUUGGAAAAAUUCAAUUUGGGCAAUUCACUACUCCACGACCUGUAACUACGACAAUUGAUCCUUCUUUAAUAGGUAUAAAGCCUCCGUCUCCUAGAAAAAUAGAAUCCAAUCAGUUUCGUCGUAGGAUGAUGACAUUUGAUGGAUCAAAAAGAUUUGAUUAUAAUUUUGAUGCGCCAGCUAAAUCAACGAAGGCGCUAAGCAGUGACAUUGAUUUUUUAUCUCAAAAUAUCUUCUUAACCCGAGCAAGGGCAUUAUCAACAUUUAAUUUAGAUUACUUAGAAAAUGCAAGUAGGAAAUCUACAACAACCGUAGCUCCAAAGACAACAAAAUAUAUGUCAGCCAAAACAACGUAUGUGCCAAAUAUUGACAGUAAUUUUCUAUCUCAAAAUAUAUUUCUAAAUCGAGCAAGAGCAUUAUCACAACUUAAUUUGGACUACAUAGAGAAUACAACAAAGAAACCAACCACAGCAGUAUCUCCAAAGGCUACAAAACAUGCACCAGCUAAAUCAACGAACUUGCCAAGUAAUGAUAGUGAUAUAUCUCAAAACAUAUUUUUAAAUAGAGCAAGAGCAUUAUCUCAGCUUAAUUUAGAUUACAUAGAAAAUAUAAAACCAAAAACAACUACGACCGUGGCUCCAAAAACAACAACGACCGUAGCUCCAAAAACAACAACGACCGUAGCUCCAAAAACAACAAAACAAUAUAUUUCAACAACUCAAAAAUCAAUGAUUGAACGCUUCACAGUAGCACCAAAUAAUAGACGUGGCCAAACUAGAUUUACAAGUCAGUUUACUAAUUUAGAUCACAAAACAAAAAUCGGAGGUGCAACAAUCAACGGUUCAAUUAUAAGAAAUAUUUCUAUGGAUCAAUCCGAAGUUAAAGUAAAUACAUCAAAAGUGACUACAACAAGUUCACUAAGAAGUUUGUUUAAGUUUCAAACAAUUACGCCAAAACCACUAAUAACAAGCAUCUCAGUAAGUACUACCGAAAAAUAUGAAAUUUCAGACAAAUCUCAAGCCACAAGUCAAACAAAUUUACCGAAAACUUCGUCACGAUUUGCCGGGAAUUCUCAAACAACACCAAAAUCUACAACGAGGUCAACUUGGCCAACAGUGACCAACUCUUCUUCUUAUUCGUUUAAAACGCUAAGCACUACAGAAAAACCUAUUUCUUCUACGUCAAAAAUAUCAACCCUUGAACAAAAAGGAACUUCAACUCCCCCAAAACCUACUUCUAGUACAGAAAAGGUAUCUCAAACAUCAUCUACAACACCAGCUGCUGUAUCUACAGUAAAAACUACUCAAUCAAUAUUCGAUUUAUAUUUAAACCCCACACGAGCAACCAUUACGCCAUUUAAAUUUUCAUCUUUCAAUAACAAUCCGUUCAAACUCAGAAUAUUUUCGGGAGGCACAACAACACCCAGUUCAGUUUUCAAAAAUCAA